AUGGCGUCGCACAAAGUGUGUUUCACUGAGGAAGGGAAGAGAAAAAUUUACGAAGCUUUAACUUUUGCGGGGCCUUUAGAUCCAAGUAACUAUUUGACUUUCAAGUUGCUCGGGCUUAGAAAUAUCGCUAGAAGCUAGUUCACAGAAAGAAGCUGCUACAAAAUUCUGGCAUUGCUUGUUUUCUGUGGACCCAAUGAUUAUUUUAUAUACGAAAGAGAGACCUUUAACUUUCCAGUGUGAAAACCGUGAAAGUGGGGAAAGAAUAGAGUAUAGAGGUUAUGUAAGUGUUAUAGUCAGGCAGAUAGAGGAUCAUAAUUAUGGAAAACUUAUGAUAUUGUGGGACAAUUCUAUUUUGCCUUCAUAUUGUGCCCUGAAGACUAGUAAGUAUGUUUCUGUAUGUUGGGCGCGUUAAAAUUUCUUGUGGGCUCCUGCCGACAUGUUUUUCUUCGAAUUUUGUAUUAAUCUCUAUUACAGUUAAAAAAUGUGAAAUUUCAGCUACAUUUCUAAUACAAAUUACUUGCAUCAAUAGAAAGCUAAUAAAAAACUACAUAUAAGACAGUUAAAUGGUUAGUUGGGAUUUUCAAGCAGUUUUCGAGUUAUUGCUGUUUCAAAUGUGAAAAAUAAGACAAAAUCUCGCAAAAAUUCUGGGUACUAGUCUGAAAAUACGCUUUCAACCGCUCAAAACUAAAGAACAACUUGAAAAACCCUGGUAACCGUUUAAAUGUCUUAUAUGUGGUUUUUUGCAAGCUUUCAAAUGAUGUAAAUCAUUUGUGUUAGAAAUGUAUUUGAAAUUUCACAUUUUUUAACUGUAAUAGAGUUUAAUACAAAAUUCGAAGAAAAACGUGUCGGCAGGAGCCCACAAGAAAUUCUAAUGCGGCCAACAUACAGAAACGUACUUACUAGCCUUCAGGGCACAAUAUGAAGGCAAAAUGGAAUUGUCCCACGAUAUCGUAAGUUUUUUUCCUUCUAUCUGCCCGACUAAUAGUUGCACAGGGCGAAAGCCUCUGAUUGUAACUAGCAGAAUUUUAAAAAGAGUUACGAGCGAUUUAACAAUUCAGAGCGACGAAGCAACUGAUAAUGACAAAUAUGAGAGUCAAUUCAAUGCCCAUACACUUGAGCGUGAAGACGAUGAUGGAAUUCAUGGAGAUAUUGGCACAACUGUAGAUGAGAUCAUAGAAGGAACUUUGCAUCGUUACUUUUGCUACCCGAAUUUUAGACCUCUUCAAAGAUAUAUUAUCAAAGCAAUACUCAGCCAUACUGGAAAGUUUGUAUGUUGUGCCAAAGAUCUUUGGCAUGUAGAAAUUAUAUAUGCGCCAAAAUUUGGCACAUAAUUAGCUUAAAAUCUGAAUGUUCUCGUUUUGGCGUGGCAUGACAGUCUAUCACUGACAGUUUGACAGCAUGAAUGACUGAAUGACACAUAUGUACCAAAUUUCGGGACAACUAGAGCUUGAAAGAAUGAAAAGUUGAAAUUCACGUAUUUCACGAAAAUGAAACAUUUUCUCGACACAUAUUUAUGUUUCAUUGCUACUGAUGCUUUGGUGUCUUUCGACACAUCGAUGUAAAUGUUUUGAAAGUUUUGUUUGUGGAAACACACAGCUCAUCAUUGAGCUCAAAAUCUAUUAUUGAGCUCAAUGAAUGAGCCAAUAUAAAAAGCUAUAUUUAAAAGAAGGUUUUAAUUUGUACUAAAUAUCAGAACUAUAUUUUUAAAAGUUAAAUAAAAAAUAUAGAAAAGGGACAAUCACUGGACUCAGGAGACAGGAGCCUGAACACUUGAACAGAUAAUUUAAUAUUUAAUUAAAGUACCGGUAGACAGUAGUAAAAAGUACGUGGUCAACACUCGACUAGUCAAGUGACUCAAGUGGACUGAAAGUGAAAGCCGAAAGGUAUUGCAUUUUGCUAAUUUACAUUUAUAUUAAAAGAGUUGAAAGAGGCUUGAUUUGGAUUAUGAAAAAUAGAAAGUCAUUUCUAAAUUAUAUUAUAUUUUCUUAAUUAUGAGUUAUUUAUGAUGUACGAAAGGUAGCAGGUACUAUAGCACUCACUAGGUCCAAGCAAAAUUAAUCUUAAAUUAACGACAUUAUUCAGUUAUAUGUUUAAUCGCAAUUUCAAUAAACACACAUAAUAACGUUUUUCAAAAUUUUUGGACAAACAAUUGAAUAAAGAAAAAAUAAACCACCAAGCUGGGCACAGAUGCACAGUAGGCACAACCCAUGAAACCACUAGAUAGGACUAGGUGCCGAUUAGGCUGCUAGGUCAGGGAAGCUCGUAUAUCUCUGAGUCAGAGACAAGUUUAUUGGUGCCCAAUGGUGCACUUGGGAGCACUAUUUAUUUUGCAUAAUGUGUAUUCAUCAUAGGCUUCAUAGCCAGGUAGUUUUACACUUCUUGAAUGUCCAUCUAAAGUUAGACUGCCAAACAUACUUCUUGCUGUAAAUUUAAACCAAUAUUAUAUUACCACUAUAAAUGCAUGGCAUUAGUAGCAGUACCUUUUUUGUCUUUUUCUCAGGUAUGGAUGAAAUUGGAAUUUUUUAUGAAGAUUUAGCAGAAGGUAAGAAAAUACUUUGCAAUUACCAAUAAAUUUAAUUGGCGGUUCUGUUCAGAAAUAAUGAACUAUGCACUAUUUUCACUAAAUCCCAUAAUGCUUUGUGCCGGGUAUGCCAUUUUGUACCCUAGCAAUUACCUACAGGCAUAAUGCUAUGUGUCUGUAUAGUGUCAUAAGGGCUUGGUAAUCGCUGGGGUUGUUUUGGUACCCCCAGCACAUAGCAUAAUGGGAUUUAGUGAAAAUAAUGAAUAUUUUAAAGACGAAAAAAGGUAUUUCAUUUUGUCGUACAAUACAAUCAAUCAAUUAAAAAUAUAUACAAAAAUAUGUGUUAUUUUAAAAGAAAUGCAAUUUAUCUCGUUGUGUUAGUUAUUUUGUGUUGUGUUUGCCAAAAAGAGGCUUCGGGGGCUCACAGAUGCUGUGUAUGCAAAAAGAUAGCCCAUGUUAUAUGUGGUGAUAUUUCAGAUGAUGAGGAGUUAUGACAGUAAGGUGAUUUGCCUAAAUUGUAAGACCAAAAAAACAGGUAAUCUUAAAAGUUUAUGCUUUUUCUGAUAUUUAUUGGGCAUGGAUUGUAAAUACAAAAGUCGAUACAGUUCUGUAGUACAGAGGUAAAAACUUCAUUUCUUUUUUCUUAGACUUACUAGAUGCUGGUGAAAUUCAAUGUGGUGUCAGUGGAGACAGAAAAAGGAAAGCCACUACAACAAGUAACAUUUUCUACAAUUUGCUUUUGAAAUACGAUCUUUUUAAUGAUAACUGUACUGUUUUUACUUACCUGACAUAA
Paramuricea clavata is the source of this 3314-nucleotide messenger RNA. The record is from the annotation of a GenBank genome assembly. NCBI's taxonomy places the organism in Eukaryota, Metazoa, Cnidaria, Anthozoa, Malacalcyonacea, Plexauridae.